AUUGCUUCAAAAACAUAAAUUCUCUGCUUUAAAACACAAAUUCACUGCUUUACAAACAAAAAUUCAUCGCUUUAAGCACACAAAUUCUUUGCAUUAGCAGUGAAUUUGUGUAAUUAAUGCAGAACUUAUACAUAGAGCUAUGUUGCUGUAGAUCAAACCGAAAUGACAUCUUAAUCUCUAAAGUCUCCAACUUUAACGCUUAAUAACUCAAAAUCGACCGCCGCGUUUUUUUGUCAGAUUCUUUCGUUUUGAGUGAAAACGAAAGAAUAAGUAUAUUUUUAUUAAGAUUUAAGGUUAUAUGCGGUUUUGACAUGUGAGAGGCUAAAGCUAAACGUGCAUUGUCAAAUAUUGUGACAUAAUUGAAUAUUUUGUACUCGACAUGCAUAGGUGUUUGUGCAUGAAACGAAAGAAUCUAGCAGAAAUAAGCGUCGCUGUGCUUCGAGAUUGCUCAAGAUUUCCGAAAAUAAAGAUGUUACUCAUUAAAGUUGAUGACUAUUUAGAUUAAGAAAUCUGUUACAUCGAUGACAUAGAGGGACACGAGAUAUGAUAGAACAACACUUAUUUUUGCUAGAUUCUUUCACAUCAUGCAAAAAUGCAUCAAGCACGCAUUGAUCCUGACACAAUUAAUAUUACCUUGGAAAUAUGAUUCUUCUAAAUGGAAUUUGUGGCGAAUGUACAGAACACGAGCAAAUCAUAAAAUCAAAGAAUACGAAGGUCGCAAAUUAGUGGGCUUUUCAAUGGAGAAAAUGUACUACGUAGUUGCCGAUGUGGGAAAUUAUAGAAAUUUCUUACCCUUUUGCAAAAAAUCUGAAAUUACUUUGAAAACCAAAGACUUCUUGAAGGCCAAUUUAGUAAUUGGGUUUCCACCUAUAAAUGAAAAUUAUACUUCAACAGUGACUAUAGUACAUCCAAGGCUAGUUAAAGCCGAAUAAUAAAUAUAUAUAACUUUAACAAGAUUGUAUAACAAUAAGACAAUAAAGUUAUAGGUUCUCUGACUAAAUCUAAAAAGAACAAUUUAAAAAGGAACGAAAGCCAAUAAGAGCCAACACAGAGCAGUAACGUGUAAAUUAUUUAUUAACAAAAUUAAAGUUAAUGAUAUAUGUGAAUUAAUGCAUCAGACGCAUUAAAAAAUGUAUCAACUAUUAUCAACUGCCUUGAGUCAAAAUAGAAACAGUGCACUGGAAAGAAUGCUAAAAAUUCAGUUAAUCUAGAAAAUUCUCAGCUAAAGUCACUUUAUUGAGUAUUGCAAACACCUUCGUUUUGAAAUGCCAUUUCAAAUUUAUACAUUUGUAUAUACAUACUUUAUUUAAGAAAAAUGAA
Molecule: messenger RNA, 1320 nt
Organism: Acromyrmex echinatior (Panamanian leafcutter ant)
Lineage: Eukaryota; Metazoa; Arthropoda; Insecta; Hymenoptera; Formicidae
Product: coenzyme Q-binding protein COQ10 homolog B, mitochondrial
Biological process (GO): cellular respiration
Cellular component (GO): mitochondrion
Molecular function (GO): ubiquinone binding
Source: RefSeq, a predicted model, not a curated record